Megalops cyprinoides (Indo-Pacific tarpon) is the source of this 1646-nucleotide messenger RNA. Its product is annotated as G protein-activated inward rectifier potassium channel 3-like. The record is from RefSeq and is a predicted model, not a curated record. Gene Ontology annotation, cellular component: plasma membrane. NCBI's taxonomy places the organism in Eukaryota, Metazoa, Chordata, Actinopteri, Elopiformes, Megalopidae. Gene Ontology annotation, biological process: regulation of monoatomic ion transmembrane transport; potassium ion import across plasma membrane. Bases 9 to 1646 code for a protein of 545 amino acids. Gene Ontology annotation, molecular function: inward rectifier potassium channel activity. The transcript has 3 exons.
AGUCCACCAUGGUGGUUCAGUCCAGGGCUGCUGGGGAGAGCGUUCGCUUCCAAUACAGCCUAACUAACACAGACACGGUGUUGUUGGACGGGGAGAGACAAUUGGAUUCCCAGACCGCUGGGUUUCUGCCGCUGCCUGAUAUCAUGCCCUGUGAGGCUGGCCUCCUUCAGGCGCCCAUGAGACGGCACAAGAGCACGACUGACAUCCCCUACAGCCCGUAUCGGGGCCACGCCCGCGGGCAGCGGCUCAGCAUCUACGGCCCCGCGGAGAUGGAGACCGCCCAGCUCCGCCGCUGCUCUCUGCGGGAGUCCAACGGACAGCCCCGCUGGUGUGCCCGCCAUGCCCUGAGCGCCCCCAACAUGGUGACCGGCGUCAGCCCCUUCCGCUCGAUGGGGACGCCCUCCCGCAGCGGGGUGUCCACGCCGCAGCCGGAGCUGGAGAAGUACGUCAAGGUGCGCAGCAAGCUCCUGGAGGACGAGUGCGCCCAGACGCCCACCUGCACCCCCGAGGCCCGCCAGCAGCUCCGUUAUGUCACCAAGGACGGCAAGUGCCGGGUGAACCUGGCCCACAUCUCGGAGACGGGCCGCUUCCUCUCAGACAUUUUCACCUCCUUCGUGGACCUCCAGUACCGCUGGUUCCUCUUCCUCUUCAUGAUGUGCUACGCCGUCACCUGGUUCUUCUUCGCCGGCCUCUACCUCCUGAACGCGUACCUACGUGGUGACCUGGGUCGCCCCGGCAACUCGGCAGCAGACCGGGUGCCCUGCUACCACAACGUGGACGACUUCAUUUCGGCGCUUCUCUUCUCCGUGGAGACCCAGCGAACCAUCGGCUACGGCUCCCGCACAGUGUCGCCCGCCUGCCACGAGGGGGUGCUGCUGGUCAUGGUGCAGUGCAUCGUGGGCUCCAUGAUCGACGCCCUCACCGUGGGCUGCAUGUUCGUCAAGAUCUCGCGGCCCAAGAAGCGGGCAGAGACGCUGCUGUUCAGCCGGACAUGCGUCGUCGCCAACCGCGACGACCAGCUGUGCCUGAUGUUCCGCAUCGGGGACCUGCGCGAAAGCCACAUGGUGGAUGCCAAGGUGAGGGCCAAGCUCAUCAAGUCACGGCAGACGGCCGAGGGCGAGUUCCUCCCCCUGGAGCAGACUGAGAUCGACCUGGGUUACGAGAGCGGCUCCGACCGCCUCUUCCUGGUGGAGCCGCAGGUCAUCCAGCACACGAUUGAUGCCAGCAGCCCCUUCUGGGAAGUGGGGCCAGACCAGCUGAGGAGACAGCAGUUUGAGAUUAUAGUCAUCCUGGAGGGAAUUGUGGAGGCCACAGGUAUGAUGUGCCAGGCAAAGACGUCCUACAUCGAGACAGAGAUCGAGUGGGGCGCCCGCUUCGAGCCGUGCAUGACCAUGGAGAAGGGUGCUUUCCGUGUGGACCUGCGGCGCUUUCACAGCACCUACGAGGUGCCGCUGUGCAGCGCUCGCCAGACGCAGCAGCUCCAGAUGUUUUUGGACCUUGAACAGCGCGACCCGGGCACUCUCAGCAGCGAGUGGGGGGCUGCAGACGACUGCGAGGAAGGGGAGGAUAGAGAGGUCCAGAAAACUCACGGCUUUGGUAUUGAUAAAAUCCAGGAAGAACGGGUCUCGGAGUUGAAUGAAUGCUAG